This is a messenger RNA of Beta vulgaris subsp. vulgaris (sugar beet), 1287 nucleotides long. RefSeq lists its product as uncharacterized. The record is from RefSeq and is a predicted model, not a curated record. The transcript is spliced from 5 exons. Lineage: Eukaryota; Viridiplantae; Streptophyta; Magnoliopsida; Caryophyllales; Amaranthaceae. The coding region runs from base 1 to 1287 and encodes 428 amino acids.
AUGAUUGGAGGAGGAUCAAGAGCCGCGCGAUGCUUGGAAAUACAACCAUCUCCUCUCCCAUGGGUAAAAUUUACUGCGGAUAAACCUCUAACUGCAAAGGGGACCAUUCUGAAAUAUGUGGCUCCGGUUAUGAAAGAAGGGAAACUGAAUAUUGAUGAUAGAAAUGAGAUAUUAUACUCUGGCCCCCCUAUGUUUAAUCAUCGACCAAUGAUUAUCAAGGCUUGGACCCCUGAAUUUAAUUUCCAUGAUGAAAUGUUGAGAGUUAUUCCAUUGUGGGUUAGGAUGCCUAACCUACCUUUGAGCUACUGGAGCAUUAACUCUCUUAGUCAUAUUGACAGUAUGAUAGGGGUACCUUUGUAUGUUGAUGAGUGGGAGUCAGGUAGAAUGAUUGAGCAAAAGAUAAGCUUUGAAUGGGCUCCAUUAUUCUGUAAGAAGUGUCAAGUUGUAGGCCAUGAUUGUGUUAAGAAAGUGGCUGGUUCCAAAGUGGGGAAAGUGGCUGAUCCAAAACCAACUGAAAAGUGGGUGGCUAAACUUGUUAUUGCCCAGCAACCAGAUGCAAUUGAGGUUGUCCCAGUAGUGUCUGAGCAAACUAAGCAGCAGGUAGAGCCUGAGCAUGUUGGUGGGAGAGAUGUUGAGGUGGCUACUGAAGUAAGGGAACAACCAAAGGCUGAUAAUGCAGGGGUAAAUGAAUUUGCAGAAAUUAGGCCACCAUGGAAUAUUGUAACAAGUGGGCAGAAAAGGAAGGAAAUUGAGCAUCUGAAGGGGCCUGGGGUAAUAACACAAAUACUGGAUGAAGCUAGAUCAAGUUCAUUCACAAUUUCACCAGCAAGGGUAAAGACUCAUAACAAAGUGAAGAUACAGGGGAAGUUUGGCAAUCAGUGGAAAUGGGAGACUAACUGUGAUAGCUAUCUUAAGGGGAGGAUUUGGCUUGCUUGGGAUCUUAGCUGGCUCUCUUUACAGCUUUUGCAGAAAAGUAUGUCCUUGCCUUGGUGUGUUAUGGGCGAUUUUAAUGCUGUUUUAGCUUCUGGUGACAGACUUAAUGGCAAUCCUGUAUCUACUUAUGAAACUCAAGAUUUCAUAAGACUUCUGGCUACUACUGAAUUAGGGGAAUAUAAAUCUUGUGGCCACUUUUACUCUUGGUCUAAUAAAGGGUUGGGUGAUGCUAGAAUUGCCAGUAGGAUUGAUAGAUGCCUUGUGAAUUCAUGCUGGUUGACUAUGUUCCCAAGUCUCUCUGUUGAAUAUAUGAACCCUGGUAUCAUACCACUCUCUAUUGGUGUUGAGGUGUAG